Messenger RNA from Micropterus dolomieu (smallmouth bass), 1071 nucleotides. Its product is annotated as gap junction alpha-3 protein-like. Gene Ontology annotation, cellular component: connexin complex. The record is from RefSeq and is a predicted model, not a curated record. The transcript has a single exon. The coding region runs from base 1 to 1071 and encodes 356 amino acids. NCBI's taxonomy places the organism in Eukaryota, Metazoa, Chordata, Actinopteri, Centrarchiformes, Centrarchidae. Gene Ontology annotation, biological process: cell communication.
AUGGGUGACUGGAACCUGCUGGGAAAGCUUCUAGAAAAAGCCCAGGAGCACUCCACUGUGGUGGGUAAGGUGUGGCUCACCGUCCUGUUCAUCUUCCGCAUCCUGAUCCUGAGUGCUGCAGCAGAGAAGGUGUGGGGCGACGAGCAGUCAGGCUUCACCUGCGACACCAAGCAGCCCGGUUGCGAGAAUGUGUGCUAUGACGUCACCUUCCCUAUCUCCCACGUCCGCUUUUGGGUGCUGCAGAUCAUCUUUGUGUCCACGCCUACAUUGAUCUACCUGGGACACAUCCUCCAUCUGGUGCGGAUGGAGGAGAAGCACGACGACAAGGAGAGGGAACAUGCACAUCACUCAGACAAGCAGGCUCUUAUUGUGGAUGCUAAGCACAAAAAGGCCCUGGUGAGGGACAGUAGGGGCCGAGUGCACCUGCAGGGGGAGCUUUUGCGCACAUAUGUCCUUAAUGUGGUCUUUAAAACCUUUUUUGAGGUGGGCUUCAUUGUGGCUCAGUACUUCUUGUAUGGCUUUCAACUUAAACCCAUGUACACAUGUGACAGACCACCCUGCCCCAACGUGGUAAACUGCUACAUAUCCCGUCCCACAGAGAAAACCAUCUUUAUUAUCUUCAUGCUGGGAGUAGCCAGCGUGUCUCUGUUCCUAAACCUCAUAGAGCUCUACCACCUGGGCUUCACCAAGUGCCGUCAGGGCCUCACCUUCAGGAGAGGUAGACAGUCCCCUGAAAACAUCCCUAAGGAGCCCAGCGAGAUACCUUUUGCGCCGAGUUAUGCCGACUACUUCCACCAAGUGCAGCCGGCCUACCCGCCCGCACCCAGCUACAACCUCACCCCUCUGUCCGAAGGCACAGAGUCGACCUUCCACCCCUACCACAGCAAGGCGGCCUACAAACAGAAUAAGGACAACUUGGCGGUGGAAAGGAGCAGCAGCAAGCCAGAGGAAUGUGACCUGAAAGGAAAGAAGGGAGCAGGAUCAGCCCCUGGGUCACCUACGCAGGCCAGGCCCGGCCGCAGUGCCAAACACAGCAGCAACAAGACUAGAAUAGACGAUCUGAAGAUAUGA